Molecule: messenger RNA, 1909 nt
Organism: Hippoglossus stenolepis (Pacific halibut)
Lineage: Eukaryota; Metazoa; Chordata; Actinopteri; Pleuronectiformes; Pleuronectidae
Product: STKc_p38 domain-containing protein
Exons: 11
Coding region: 118-1317 (399 amino acids)
Biological process (GO): protein phosphorylation; intracellular signal transduction
Cellular component (GO): cytoplasm; nucleus
Molecular function (GO): ATP binding; MAP kinase activity
Source: RefSeq, a predicted model, not a curated record
GCUGCUGUUACCUUUCUCUGCCUGAUCUCACCUGUCAGGGUGAAACUCCACAGGCUGUAAAAAAAAAACUGCUUCAUUACUAAAAUCCGAAACGAGGGUUUGAAACGAAACAGUGUGAUGGAGUCUCCGGGGAAGGAUCCUCCCGUCAGAGCGGGUUUUCACAGACUGGAGAUCCAGAAAACGACGUGGGAUGUCCCGGAGAGGUACGCGACGCUGCGCUCCGUGGGCUCCGGAGCUUACGGGACAGUCUGCUCUGCCACAGACCAGAAGACCAAGGAGAAGGUGGCCAUCAAGAAGCUGCACCGGCCUUUCCAGUCCCUCAUCCAUGCUAAACGGGCCUACAGGGAACUCAGGCUGCUCCGCCACAUCCAGCAUGAAAAUGUGAUCUGCCUCCUUGACGUCUUCACACCGGAUUCCACACUGGAAAAAUUCACAACCUUUUACCUAGUAAUGCCAUUAGUAGCCCAAGACCUGAGCCACAUUAUGAAGAGGAGAAGAUUAACCAUUCGCAUCAUCACAUACCUGUUCUACCAGCUUCUAAGAGGACUCAAGUAUAUUCACUCUGCAGGGAUCAUUCAUCGGGAUCUGAAGCCUGGUAACCUCGCUGUGAAUGAGAACUGUGAAUUAAAGAUCCUGGAUUUUGGCUUGGCGAGACAGACGGAGAGUGAGAUGACUGGUUAUGUGGUAACACGCUGGUACAGAGCACCAGAGAUCAUAUUCAACUGGAUGCACUACAGUCAGACAGGUGAUGAAAUCAUCUUACUUUAUCCUGUCAUUGUUUCCAGUAUUGCAGCAGUAAGUUGUGACAAAAUAUUAAAUGUAACUGUCUCUCUAUUGUCCUCCCUCUCAGUGGAUGUCUGGUCAGCCGCCUGUAUCCUGGCAGAGAUGAUUACUGGCCAGGUACUUUUCCCAGGACACGACAGUAUCGAUCAGCUGAAAAAGAUCCUUCGCCUGACAGGAACACCAGACUCCUCCCUGGUUCAGAAGAUGCAGAGUAAAGACGCGCAGUCAUAUGUGCAAGGUCUCCCUCCACAAAAGAAGAAAAACUUCAAGGAUGUGUUUCCGUCCAUGGAUGAAAAUGCUGUAGACCUGCUGGAGGGGAUGCUGCUGCUGGAUCCAGAGACGAGGCUGACGGCGAAGCAGGGUCUUCCCCACCCCUUCCUGGCUGAAUACCAUGACCCAGAGAGUGAGCCGGACUCCGAGCCUUAUGACGACUCCUUCGAGAGCCUGGAGCUGGCUGUUUGCGAAUGGAAGAGUCUUAUCCACAUGGAGAUCAUGACCUUCGACCCUGACAACCCCAGUAAAACAGCUAUGUAGGAUGCUGUGAUGUGCAGUGUUUGGCUUAAUAUCCACACCUGAGGUAAAGGUCAACGAUUCAGUGAAACAAAUACAAAAAAAAGAACAUUAAAUAUAUCCUGUCCUGUUUUGUGCAUCUGACAUGUAUGUGCAGUUGAUAGAGUUGAUGGUAGCAAUAAUAGCUUGAUGAAUUUAUAUCUGUUUUACCAAAAGCAUAUAAACUUUGAUAUAAAAUUAUUUUUAUGAGGUGUUUGCAUUAAUUUCACUUCACCCUCAUCAUGUUCAUUUUGACGUCUGUGAAGAUUGUCCCGGUCACGUGUUUGUAAGUGUUGUAUGUGUCAGGACAUUGUUGUUGAAUUUACAGCAGAAAGGAUUUACAUGAUACUGUACAUACAAAGCAAUACAAAUAAAAUAAAAUAUAUGGUCAAAUAAAGUAAAAUACAUAGAUUUAUAAUAUACAUUUAUAAGGGGAAAAGUCUUAACUCUUUAAACCCCCUGUGGUAAAAUGAAAAAACUUAAAGUUCUCCUUAAAACUGUAAGUGUUCUUUUUCCAAUUAGAGUUUUUUUUCAACUAGUUGUGAAAGAAAAUUAAAUACACUUUUUGUGCAGCAGA